AUGUCCUCGUCCCCCUCCUCCCAACUGACGCUCUCCCCGCCCCAAUCCCCCUCCCCACCGCCCACCGCCGAAGAGCUCAAGUCCUACCCGUUCUUCUUCCGGCAGCGCAAGCCCCCCGUGUCGGCGCCCCCGGUGCCGUGCCUCCGGUGCGCCAUAGUCGACAUGCACUGCGUCAUCUACCGCGGCGACACGCGCUGCCAGCGCUGCGAGCGCAACGGCGAGGAGCUGUGCAUCUCGCAGGUGCAGGACGUCACGCUGCCCGAGGUGAAGCCCACGAAGAACCAGCUGGGGCAGCUGGCCGAGGAGGAGGAGGAGGCGGCCCAGGGGCGCGGGCCGCGGCACGAGUGGCUCAUGGCGCAGAAGGUGCACCAGAAGCAGCAGGCGAAGGAGGGCGAGGAGGUCGACAUGCAGUGCAUGCUCUACACACGGGACCGCGAGCUCGCCGUCGACAGGGGGAGGCUGCUCGAGCUCGCCCAGGAGAUGUUCGACGUCGCGGGGGGCGGCAGGACGUGGGUCCACGGGCUGCCCGUGCCCGUGAGCGUCGCCGUCCGCAACUUUGCGCUGCCCAAGCCGGAGCCGAAGGAGGGCUGGCGCGAGAGCCUGGAGAGCGUUGCGGGCCCCGGGAACAGCAAGGGGCCUGCCUACUUUUGGGGCCUCACCGCCGAGCAGGCGGCCGCGGCCGAGCGGGUGCGGCGCGGCUGGAGGGAGAAGCGGGCGGCGCGGGAGGCCGCCGCUGAUCUGAAGAGACUGGAGAGGGAGGGGAAGGCCAAGGCUGGCGGUGCUGCCGGUAACGAUGCUGCCAGUGACGAUGCUACUGGUGACGAUGCUGCCGGUGACGAUGCUGCUGGUAAAGAUGCUGCUGGUAAAGAUGCUGCUGGUAAAGAUGCUGCUGGUAAAGAUGCUGCUGGUGACGAUGCUGCCAGUGAUGGUGCUGAGCAGCAGGAGGAGCAGUAUCAGGAUGAGUACUAA
Diaporthe batatas is the source of this 969-nucleotide messenger RNA. RefSeq lists its product as uncharacterized. The record is from RefSeq and is a predicted model, not a curated record. NCBI's taxonomy places the organism in Eukaryota, Fungi, Ascomycota, Sordariomycetes, Diaporthales, Diaporthaceae. The coding region runs from base 1 to 969 and encodes 322 amino acids. The transcript has a single exon.